GCCACCCAGUCUAGACUAACUAGACUAAUCGGAAAUUAAGCUUCUAUAGACAUUGAUGAGCGAUACUGUCUGACAACGGCUCGAACUCGGCCCUUCUUGUGGCUGGGGGGACAAUAGGUAGCUAAGUUGUGCACCCGUGGUUGUGAUUUAGAAAAAAGAAAGGAAAAAAGAAAAAACAACAACCAUUGUUCACAGGUACAACCCAUCCCAUUUGUACCAUCUAUCUCGAAACCCAUGCGAAUCGAGGCCCCUCAGCACCACCUAUGUCUUUGUGCACAGAGUCCUGUCAGCGCGCUAGUACCUGUCGGUAAUCAUGUCCAGCCCCGGGGUUCCGUGGUUGCGCCACAUUUAAAGUGCGGGCCGCCACAGUUGCACAUACCGUGCUCACGGAACACCAAGACGCGUCGUCAACGUGGUCGCUUUUGAGCCAUGCGCGACUCGGUACAUCGAAGGUAUCAUUUCCAGUCUGGUCAUCACGGUGGCCUCUAAAAUGGAAGGCAACACCCCUGAUGGGCCGCAGCAAAAGUCGCUGUUGCUCUCGGGUGACGAAAAAAGGGUUCUGGAGCUCUAUGACAGAUUACAACAGCUGCAACUCGAGAUUGCACUCAUAACGGCACAGAAAGACCAUGUGUCUGACCAACGACAACCCCAGAGCAUUGAAUCCGCACAGAACGAUCUACUAGAGUCCAGGGCCAAAUAUGUGCUCCGCAACGAGGUAGUAGAGAGCGUCGUCAUGGCCAACCCGGUACUACAGGCCAUACAUGGAGGAGAAAAUGCUUCUCCCAUAGAGAGAGACUUGUUGCCGCUUCUCACAGAACGUGACACUGUUUCAAUCAGCCUGGCCCAGCAAUCCACCUUGGUGAGGCAAAUUACAGAUGAGAUAAUUGGCGUAGAGAGUCAAAGUCUGCAUCUGAGCAGCCAGAACGUCGAUCUAGCGACCCAAGUCUUAAGUCUGGCCGACGAGGCGAACAAGAACAAAACGGAGGCGAUCGAGUAUUCAGAACAUGCAGAUGAGAUCGCACAGCUGGAGAGAGACGUCAAGACGAGCAGGCAGCGCUGGAGGGUUAUGAAAGCAACUGCAAGUGCUAUCGUUGCCGGCAGUGGUGUGAAUUGGGCUGCUGAUCAAGAACUGAGGAACAUCGUGCUUGACGAGGAUGAUGAUGGAGUCUAAGAACGAAUCGACCUAGGUCGAAAGAAUAAUUCGUGAUGAUAUCCAUGAAAAUCAAGCCACCACUUACCUUGUGGAAUAUAACCUCAUUCGGAUCAUCCGUAGUCUGCGGUGUUAGUUGACCGCAACCCCCGAUAUUCAUGAUCGGUGCAAGCAUCUAAGCAUGACCAUCCAGGUCUUUCAGCGGCUGGCCCCGAAAGUUGCGAGAUGCUGCAAGUUUUUCAAGAACCGAGAACAGGAGUUCUCCUAGCAUCACCAACCGUAGACAAGAAUGGCCUCCAUCUAGGCCUGUCAGUCAACCACUCGGUGAUAUUCGGUACUGGCCUACAGAUGCAAAGCGCGACAACGAUGAGAACAUGCACCGAGACCGCGCAACGACAAGAGAAAUACACAAAUGGGUAUGCAGCGCUUCGC
This is a messenger RNA of Truncatella angustata, 1582 nucleotides long. RefSeq names its product centromere protein H (CENP-H)-domain-containing protein. Gene Ontology annotation, biological process: kinetochore assembly. The record is from RefSeq and is a predicted model, not a curated record. The coding region runs from base 491 to 1171 and encodes 226 amino acids. NCBI's taxonomy places the organism in Eukaryota, Fungi, Ascomycota, Sordariomycetes, Amphisphaeriales, Sporocadaceae. Gene Ontology annotation, cellular component: kinetochore. The transcript has 3 exons.